Cylicostephanus goldi is the source of this 277-nucleotide messenger RNA. The record is from the annotation of a GenBank genome assembly. NCBI's taxonomy places the organism in Eukaryota, Metazoa, Nematoda, Chromadorea, Rhabditida, Strongylidae.
CUUCAGUUUCGCUCUUAUUUGUACUUGCAGGUCACCUCGUGCAGCUCGUAAAGCUGCUACAGCUUCACCAGAAGCUGAGCUUUACAUCCACCUCCUUGUUCUGCUAUAUCUUGUAGAUCAGAAUAAACUGGAUGAAGCCAAGAAAUGCGCAGAGAUGCUGAUUGCUCGAGCUGAUGCAUUAGACAAAAGAUCUCUUGAUCCUCUGGUGGCCAAAGGUAUUUUUUACCUGGCCCUUAUUUACGAAAGGCAGCAUAAGCUACAUGAGCUUGGAUGGUAA